AUGGCGUAUACAACCAAAUUUUCUAUAACAGAUUUGAUUCAUUCAGAUCCAAGAUAUAAAACAUUAAAAGAUAGAUUAGAUGGGUUUAGAAAGGGUUCAGAUGAAUAUCUGUUAGCCCUUAUGGAAGAAUUGCCAUUGAAUAGUUGGCCUGACUAUAAGUUUUUCUUACAAUGCCAAGCCUCGCCAAUAAAUGGCACUUCUCAACCAAAUACAAGCCUGGUAUACAGAAGUACUCUUUCACACAAUCAUUUAAUUACUUGUACUGAUCAUCAUUUAAAAACAUAUUUCGACCAUUUUCAAUUCGCAGUAAGAAUGUGGCCGAAUAAUCAUUGUCUUGGUAUCAGACCCUUUGAUCCAAGUACAAAACAGUGGCAAAAUAAAUACGUUUGGGAAACUUACCAACAGAUAUUUGACAGAGCUCAAAACCUUGGCUCUGGUAUUUUAUCCUUGGUGAAUGUCAAAAACAGAUCGAAUUUAAAGGAUAACAAUUUCAUCGUGACUAUCCUCUCACAUAAUAAUCCACAAUGGGUGAUCACAGAUUUGGCAUGCCAGUGUUACGAUUUGACUAACUCCUCAUUGUAUGAGACCCUGGGAAGUGAUACCUCAGAAUAUAUCCUGAAUUUAACAGAGAGUCCAGUUCUUUGUUUCAGUGUUGUUAAUCUCUAUAAAAUUUUGACUAUUUUGCCUAAAUUAAAAUAUAUAAACACUUUAAUAUGUUUGGAUGAACAGGACGAACAUAAAUUGAAUUCUAUCAAUGAAACAUUAUUGAAUAAUAGUAUUAAAAACUCCCUGGGAGAAAAAGUGACUUUACACUCAAUGAAGCAUGUAGAGACUAUCGGAUCAAUGACAAAGGUCCCCCUUAUUUUACCUACUCCAAAAUCUGUAUAUACAAUCUCUUUCACAAGUGGGACUACUGGUUUGCCUAAAGGUGUUAAGAUAACUCAACAAAUUAUUGCCUCUGGAAUCGCUUUUGCCUUAUCCACUUUCAAGAUCCCUACGCAUAAGAAAUCAAAACAAUUAUAUGAUUUAUGUUUUUUACCAUUAGCACAUAUUUUUGAAAGACAAAUCUUAGCAUAUGGCUUAACAAGAGGCACAGGAAUAGGUUUCAUCCAUAAACCUGAUCCAACUGUGCUAGUAGAAGAUUUACGGAUUUUAAAACCUGAUUCAUUAGCACUAGUCCCGCGUAUCUUGACUCGUUUUGAGGCAGGUAUUAAGACUAAUUUAUCAAGGACUGCCCUUCAAAGGAGUUUAGCUACCGGAAUAAUUGAUGCAAAAAGUGAGAGAUUCACUAGUGAAUCCGGCACUGAUAAGUCUAUAAUGAAUUUUUUGGUUUACCACAGAGUCCUGAUUGAUAGAGUCAGAGAUGGUUUAGGAUUAAAUAACACAAGUUACGUAAUCACAGGAUCGGCACCAAUCUCAAAGGGCACUUUGUUAUUUUUAAGAUCAUGUCUUGAUAUCGGUAUGAGACAGGGCUAUGGGUCCACUGAAUCCUUUGCUGGAAUUUGUCUCAGUGAGCCAUAUGAAAAGGACCCAGGAUCUUGUGGUGCUAUUGGGAUUACAGCGGAAUGUAGAUUAAGAGAUGUACCCGAAAUGAAUUAUUUUACACAGAGGGAGUUAAAGGGUGAAUUACAAUUACGUGGCCCUCAGGUAUUUUCUCAGUAUUUUAAAAAUGAAAAAGAUACAAAAGAUGCAUUCGAUGAAGAUGGGUGGUUUUCUACUGGUGAUAUUGCUAUGAUCGACAAAAAGGGACGUUUAUACAUAAUUGAUCGUGUUAAGAAUUUUUUCAAGUUAUCUCAUGGGGAAUAUAUUGCUCCAGAAAGAAUUGAAAAUAUUUAUUUAUCCUCAUGUCCAUUUAUUACACAGAUAUUUGUAUAUGGGGAUUCUUUGAAAUCAUUUUUGAUUGGUGUUGCAAGUAUUGAUGUCGAUGGUAUAUUAAAGCUAUUGAACAAUAUCAGAUAUGAUGAUGGUACCAAAGAAAAAAAUUUCAUCCAUUGGGAUAUUGAUACUUUAAUUGUUAAUAUUAAUAAAAAUACUAAUUUGAAAAAAUGUAUAUUAGUGGAGAUCAACAAUUUUUGUCAUGAUAGUUUGCAAGGUUUUGAAAAAUUACACAAUAUUUAUCUUGGUAUUGAUUUAAUGACUGUUAGUAAUGAUUGUGUGACACCAACAUUGAAAAUUAAAAGGUUACAGACAACAAAAUUUUUUAAAAAUGAGUUAGAUUUACUAUAUAAUGAAGGAUCUCUCUUCAAAAACAGUAAGUUGUAA
Arxiozyma heterogenica is the source of this 2262-nucleotide messenger RNA. It is a transcript of the gene FAA2, whose product is annotated as medium-chain fatty acid-CoA ligase FAA2. Gene Ontology annotation, biological process: long-chain fatty acid metabolic process. The record is from RefSeq and is a predicted model, not a curated record. Lineage: Eukaryota; Fungi; Ascomycota; Saccharomycetes; Saccharomycetales; Saccharomycetaceae. Gene Ontology annotation, cellular component: membrane; endoplasmic reticulum. Gene Ontology annotation, molecular function: long-chain fatty acid-CoA ligase activity. The coding region runs from base 1 to 2262 and encodes 753 amino acids. The transcript has a single exon.